AACAUAAAAAAGAAUCCUUCCUGUUUGCCUGGUUUAACCACAGAAAUGAGCAGACAGUACACAUACUGUUUAUGAGCCUGAAACAUGUGAAAAUCAUGUGACCUCCUAACCUACAGCUGUUCUGUGUAUGUCAUGGAGGACCAAAAUUAUGACAAACAUUUGUGGAGAAAAUGGAGCAGAGAGGAAUUGGACUACCAGUAUAGUCCCUCCCGCUGGUGCAAGCAGGGAAGUCCAGAGGAAGUCAUUACUCACCAUGUUCAGUGGACAGCAGAAGAAAGUAAAAAGGUUCGUGAAGACAUUGAAUGUGAGUUGAAUAUCUCAUACGGACUGGCGGAUGGACAAAAGAUGGACAUAUUUAGUGCUAAUACAUUACCUGCAGAGGCCCCCAUAUUUGUUUUUAUUCAUGGUGGAUACUGGCAGGCUAUGAGUAAAGAUGACUAUAGUUAUGUGGCCAGACCCCUGACUAAAGCUGGAGCUGUGACAAUCUUAAUGGAAUACACUUUGGCACCGAAAGCAAAUAUAGAAACAAUUGUCUCGGAGGUACAGCAGGGAAUGAAGUAUAUUCUAAACAUGGCCAAGCAUCGACAGUCAAGGGGUGUUUAUCUCUGUGGUCACUCAGCAGGCGGUCAGCUGGCGGCCAUGAUGCUCUCUGUUGACUGGAUGUCAGAAUGUAUGGCAUCUGACUCACUCAUCAAAGGUGCUAUAAUUAUCAGUGGAGUAUUUGACCUACGACCUCUGAUACCCUCCCCCAUUAAUGACCCCCUGAAGAUGACUGAGACUUCUGCCUGGGAGAACAGUCCUAUGAAGGUGAUGGGGGAGAUCAUUAGACAUAGCAAAAACAGGAAAAUAGUCCUAGCAGUGGCAGAACAUGACCCAAAGGAAUUCCACAGACAAACACAACAAGCAUUCCAGGCCCUUUCAGAAGCUGGUGUCAGUGUAGACUGUGUGCUCAGUCCUGGAGUUGAUCAUUUUGGAAUUGUGGAGAAAUUACUGUAUGAGGACUUCCAUCUGACACAGAUGGCAGUUGACAUGAUGAACCUCAACAUUGCAGAAAUUGACAAACAAAUGGAGAAAACAGCUGUUUAGAAGUACAUGUACUGCCUUUUCUUACCUUUUAAGAUCUUAUUCUGUAAAAAUCAUUUUUUUCUACAAUAUAAAUUUAUAAUUUAUA
Molecule: messenger RNA, 1171 nt
Organism: Saccostrea cuccullata (small rock oyster)
Lineage: Eukaryota; Metazoa; Mollusca; Bivalvia; Ostreida; Ostreidae
Product: kynurenine formamidase-like
Exons: 11
Coding region: 133-1086 (317 amino acids)
Molecular function (GO): lipase activity
Source: RefSeq, a predicted model, not a curated record